Paramecium sonneborni is the source of this 1847-nucleotide messenger RNA. Lineage: Eukaryota; Ciliophora; Oligohymenophorea; Peniculida; Parameciidae. The record is from the annotation of a GenBank genome assembly.
AUGGACGAAAGAGAAGAGGAGAAAGCAUUCAUCUAAUAAUUACAAAAAUUUUGGGAAUAAAGGGGUGUAACUAUAAAAAUACCUCAAAUUGGAGGUAGAGAAUUAGAGGUUUUUAAACUGUAUAAAGCUGUAACAAAAAGAGGAGGAUUAAAAGUUGUAUCAGCCAAUAAAUUGUGGAAAGUAAAAUUAAAUAUAAAUUUAUAUAGGAAAUAGUAGAUCAAUUCUCAUUUCCAGCUACAUGUACAUCAGCUUCAUUCACUCUAAGAAAUCAUUAUUAAAAAUUACUAUUAGCAUAUGAAUAAAAAUAUUUUUUUGGAAAAGAAGAUGGUUAUAUAUAUGAUGAAGAGAUGAGUUCGAAUAGAAAAAAAACUAAAAUUGGUUUCGAAGAAGAAAAUCAAUAAGCUAGUUAUGCGUAAAGAUAUUAUAUAUAUAUUUUAAAGAGUAGAAGCAGAAGAUAGACAACAUUAAUAAGAAUAUAUUGGAUAACCUCUUCUUACACUUUUAAAUUAAAAUUAUUCAAAAGCAGAUAAAGCAGAAACUUUAUUUUUUAUAAAGAAAUCAAAAAUCUAAGCAUAAGCAAGUGAAGUUAAAAGAAUUAUGCUUGCUUUUGAAAGUAGAAUUGAUGAUGAACUUACUUUUGCCAUUAAUAAUUUAUUAAUGUAUUCAUGCAAUUACUCAGUAAUAAUAUUUAUAUUUAUUAUUUACAGCAAAGUUUUCUCUUGGAUUAAUAUCCACAAUUACUUGACACUAUUACUACGUAUGUAGAAGAUACUAUUAAAUAAAUUAGUUACCUUAAUAAAUCUUAUUCUUUUAAAACUUGUCUUUAAACAAUAGGAUAAUAAUAAUUGGAAAAUUUAGGAUAAUAAUAAAGAAAAUCUAUGUAAGUUUAAACUGAUUUGAUUAAAAAUCAAAAUGUAUUAGAGAAUUAUAAUUCUCAUAUAUCAGUAAUUAUGAAUGAUCAAACAGCUGAAAUUGUUAAACCAAGUGAAUUAAUAUAUCAAAAAAAAUAUAAAGACUUAAUCUAAGGAAAUUAUGAGAAAAAAGCAGAAUGUAAACAUUUGGAAAAACUAAGAACUUUAUUUGUGGCUUUGAGAAAUUUAGCUAUGAUUAGAUCAAAUGAAACUUGUUUUAUGAAAUAAGAUAAAUUACUUUCAUUUUUUUACUAAAUUCUUUUAUCUGGAGCUGAUCAAGAAUUAUCAAAAUCUGUAUUAGAGAUUUUUUCAGUAUUAUCUAAACAUAUACAUUUAAAAUAAUCAGCAUAUAUGGAUCCUUUUAUGCAAAAGUUAAUAGAAAUUCUUAAUGGGGAAUCAUAUGAGGAUAUUGGUCUAGUUACAGAAACUUUAAGAAAUUUGAUUUCUAUUUCAGAUAAUGAAGCCCUUAUUGAAGGAACUAUUGGAGAAUAUAUUGAUUAAUUAGCAAGAUUAUUAAUCUAUUAAAAUUAAGAAUUAAGAGAAAUUGUUUUAGAAUUUUUCUGUUAUCUAAGUGAUUUAAAAAUGGCAACCAGAUUAUCAAUUGCUAAACAUCCUAAAAUAUUAUAAAGAUUAGUAGCCAUUUUAAGUAUUGGAUAAAUUAAGAACAAUUCUCUAAAACAAUAAGAACCAAGAAAUAAUUAAGAUAAAAUAAAUGAAAAGCAUGUCAAAUUAGCAGCUAUUACUCUCAAUAAUAUUUCAUAAGCUCCUGCAGCCAAAUAGUAUUUACUAAUUUUUGAAAAGUAAAUAUUUUAAUCUUUAUCUAAGGGAAUUAUUUUUGGUAGCAGCAUCUGAUGAAACUGUAACACCUUUGCUUUCAUAAAUUCUUUUUGAGUUAUCAUUAGUAGAAUGAAUACAUUAAAUAUAUUUUAAACAAGG